AUGAGGAGUUUAAUCCCUCUGUGUGUGCUGCUGCUAGUAAAUGCUGCAGACUCCGCUGACCCCUGCAAUAGCUACAAUACCCUGGACAACUACUGGAGAAAUAUACGCAAAAACUACACAGGACAUGACGACACCCUUGCAAAAUGGAGAGGCUGGUAUCGACUGUUUCUUAAUGGAAAAAGUGCUCAAAUGUCUGAGUGGUGUGUCAGUAACAUCACAUGUGGUGGUGUUACUCCACUGCUGCUCAGUGAAUCACAUCCGCAGGUUGCAGACGGAAUUGUAACUCGUGAAGUAAUUGGAUCUCAAAUCUCCACAUGCAGUUCCUACAAAUCCAAAAAAAUUAAAGUCAAGGCUUGCCCAGGAAAUUAUUACGUCUAUAAACUUGUUAAGCCAGCUGUAUCAAUCCCUGGUCCUUCAUACUGUGCAGUUUUCUUCAGGAACUCCAUCGUAGAUCCCUGUCAGAAAUAUACUGCCCUGCAUGAUCCUUGGAGAAGCACCACCUCCAUCACUUCUACAAAUUGUGAUAAGCAUAUAAACUGGGUGGGCUGGUAUCGGCUUUUCUCUCAGGGACAAAGCACCAAGAUGCCAGAAACCUGUGUCAGUCCAAACAGGUGUGGCACCAACAUCCCACUUUGGCUCAGUGGCUCUCACCCAAACCUGCAAGAUGGAGUGGUGGUCCGGCAAAUCUGUGGAAGCUAUGGCAGUGAUUGCUGCUUUUACAAAUCACUACCAAUUCAAGUGAAAGCCUGCCCGGGAAAUUACUACGUGUACAAGUUUGUCAAACCAAAAUUCUGCAAUGCAGCCUAUUGUACAGACGACAGCACCGAAACAACAACUGAUGUUCCCACAAGUACAACUUCCACCACUAUAUCAACUGAUGUUCCUACAACUGAUUACGUUGAUCACUGCAAGGGGCUGACCUGCACUGUGAAUGAGAAGUGUGGAAAGAGAAACAAGAUCUAUGGCUGCCUCUGUAAUGAGAAUCAGAACAGAUCAAAUCCUGACAUCUAUGACGCUAGGAAGACCUGUGAGAGCAGCUCGGGCACCGUGUCUCUGUCUCGCUGUCAGCUCUUUGAAGACGGCUUCUCUGCAGGCAAGCUCCACCUCAAUGACCCCAGCUGCAGAGGAACCAUUAAGAAUGGCAGAGUGGAGUUCUUUUUUGAUAGUGAUGACCACAUCUGUGGGACGAACCUUCGGGCCAACGGCACCCAUUUGAUAUAUGAGAACUUUAUCCAGGUGGACUCAACAGCUGGGACUAUUCUCAGAGAAAAACGGCUCAACCUGUCCUUCUCUUGUGUCUAUUCACUUACCAAGAAUGUCUCCAUGAACAUUAAAGCUAUAAUGAGCAUUAUACACAAGCAACUUCCUCCUGGCCAGGGAAUGUACCGGGUCAAGAUGAUUCCCUAUCAGGACUCUGGCUUUUCCCAACCUCUCCAAGGCAAAGUGAUUGUGAAAGUGAACCAACCACUCUAUGUGAGCGUGGAAGCAGAGGGAGUGGACAGCCGCCAGAUUGCCCUGCUGCUAGACUCAUGCUGGGCGACACCUGUCAAUGACCCCGACUACUAUCUCCACUGGGAUCUUAUUAUUAGAGGGUGCCCCAAUCCAAAAGACGGAACUGUCCAAAUAGUUCAGAAUGGCAUCUCCACCUCCAGUCGUUUCGCUUUCAGGAUGUUUAACUUUAAGGACGCCUCCGAAGUCUUCUUUCACUGCAACAUUCACCUCUGCCUCUUGCAGAGCAACAACUGCACAGCACAGUGUAAGUCUGGAUUCCACAGGAGAACUCGGAGCGUGGACUUCCAUGACAGUGCCUCCAUCUCUGUAGGGCCCAUUAACUCUAUCAGGGACACAGUGUCACCAUCACUGUUCUAUCCAUUUGGUUCGGGGGCAGGAGAUGCUGUUAAUCCCAGCAUUGAUGAUGGAAGCUCAUCUGCUGUAAACCUACAGAGUCCAUUCUCUUUCUUUGGCCGUUUAUACUCUCAGAUAUAUGUUAACAACAAUGGACACUUGACAUUUGAUCAGCCAUUGGUCAGCUUUACACCUGUUCAGUUCAAUAUUUAUAGAAGAGAUAUCAUCGCUCCAUUCUGGACUGAUAUUGAUAAUCGUGGAACCGGCAUUAUCUCAUAUAAUCAGUACACCAGUGGCAGUGUCCUUUCACAGGCCACACGGGACAUAAACCAGUACUUUCCAGGAGUGAACUUCACUGCCUCAUGGGUCUUUGUUGCAACAUGGGAUAAAGUGGCGUACCUCAGCAGCCCAGGCACGGCUGGAUAUGGCACCAUCUCCUCAGAUGGCUUUGAAAUUCUUUGGUCUAACAGCACCGUCCAGGCCAAUGUUCCAAAUCUCAUUAACACGAGCAAUGUGGGCGUACCAGGGUGCUGGGCUUUCAGAGUAAACCAAGGAUCUGCCAGCACUGCAGAAGGCAUCUUUAAGCAGACCGUCAUUGAGGCAAAACCCCCAUCUACCAGCCAGGAGAUCAAGUGUGGCUGUCGACGAGGAGCUUCAGAGGCAUGGAGGGGAGCCAUCCCAGGCUUCUUGGCGGGGGGCACUGUCACCGGCUCUGAGACCUCCAUGGACUCCAUCUCCCAGAAUCCUCUGGGAGAUCAUGUGACUCCUGACCCUCCAACGCGCUCCAAUCACCGUUCUGCCUCUCCUGAAUACUAA
Messenger RNA from Colossoma macropomum (tambaqui), 2661 nucleotides. RefSeq names its product uromodulin-like. The transcript is spliced from 16 exons. Gene Ontology annotation, biological process: cell-matrix adhesion. NCBI's taxonomy places the organism in Eukaryota, Metazoa, Chordata, Actinopteri, Characiformes, Serrasalmidae. The record is from RefSeq and is a predicted model, not a curated record. Bases 1 to 2661 code for a protein of 886 amino acids.